Molecule: messenger RNA, 2624 nt
Organism: Megalobrama amblycephala (Wuchang bream)
Lineage: Eukaryota; Metazoa; Chordata; Actinopteri; Cypriniformes; Xenocyprididae
Gene: fam219aa
Product: family with sequence similarity 219 member Aa
Exons: 6
Coding region: 245-823 (192 amino acids)
Source: RefSeq, a predicted model, not a curated record
AUCGAUCGAGCUCAUUAAUUAUUCAGCUCCUCGUCAGUUUGUGAGGGGUUCCGGACCCGGAAGUCAGAUGUUGCUGUUGAGUCACCCCUGACUGGUAACAGCCAGAUAGCGGAAAACAACUAGAGAUGAUGCUGGAGAGCUCGGCAUCUUUGAACCGAACCAGAGAGUGAAUAAAUGCGGGUUUCAAUUAGGAUAUCGCCUUGAGCAUUUGUGCUUCACUUUACAAGACUGACGUUUUAUCAAAAUGAUGGAAGAAAUUGACCGAUUUCAAGUGCCACCAGUGAAUCCAGAGAUGAAGCUGCUGGAUCCUGCAGCAACGUCCAGUUUAGAGGCCGAAACAGGAACGAGAGAACCAGAGUCAGUCGCUAUCAACUACAAGCCCUCUCCGCUGCAAGUGAAGAUAGAGAAACAACGAGAACUCGCGAGGAAAGGCUCGGUGAAGAAUGGACCUGUGGGUAGUCCAGUCAGUCAGCAACCCAAGAAAAAUAAUGUUAUGGCCAGAACAAGGUUGGUUGUACCUAAUAAAGGCUAUUCCUCCUUAGACCAGAGUCCAGAUGAGAAGCCGCUUGUAGCACUGGACACUGACAGUGACGACGACUUUGAUAUGUCCAGAUACUCAUCGUCUGGAUAUUCCUCAGCCGAGGUGAGAUGUCUGAGGGACCAGCAAAUAAACCAAGACUUAAACAUCCAGCUCCUGAAGGAUGGCUACCGACUGGACGAAAUCCCAGAUGAUGAAGACCUGGACCUCAUCCCCCCCAAAUCAGUCAACCCUACCUGCAUGUGCUGCCAAGCCACUUCCUCCACAGCCUGUCAAAUUCAGUAACCCCACCCUCCCUUGAACCCCUUCUGUCCCAACCCUGUGACUUAAGCUCACAGUUAGUAUCCUCAGCAUAGAUUAACUGCUAAAGAAGUUAAAAACGAUAGAAUGGGUGUAUUAAAAUGAGUAUAAAAUAGGGAAAAAAUAUGCACAAGAAGUAUGUAACUGUCAUUGGUUCCUCCUAUGGUAGGACGGGAGUCUUUGCAUCAUCACCAGAGGGCGCUAGAGUUAGGUUUGGAUAGCUGUAAGAUGCGUUGAAGUGUAUAGAAAUGCAUGGUACUACAUUAAAAUGAUACAGCUGCUUAAGUAUCUUUUAAAACAGAACACAAAUGAACAGUUCACACUACAGAUUUCUCAGUACCCUUCUAUGGAACAGUGUUCCCCCCCAAAAAAAUUUGUCUUAAAUGGGUCAUGACAGGGUUUUUUUAAUCAUUUUUAAUAUGUUCCUUGAGGUUCACUUAUAAAGUUUUUUUGCACUAUAUAUAUGUAUGAUAUAAUAUAUAUAUACUAUUUGCCGACGUCUUGGUCUGGAGGCAGGCAUGUGCAAUGUAUUUGCCUGUGUGACGUCACAAGUCCACCAAUAUCCAAACGAAUUUAUGAUGAGGAGGACAUUUUAAGCUCAUUUUAAUGGUACAAAGACCUCUUAUAUGUCAAAAGAUCAAGGCAAAUUUGAUUUCUCAUGUCAUGACCCCUUUAAAUACCCCACACUCCAUCAGGUAGGGCCUCUUUACAGCAAACCAGAAAUGUGUUCCAUUUUAACUUAUACUUAUUUAAAAAUUUAUAUUAAUUUAAAUAAUAAUAAUAAUUAGAAAAUUAUUUUGAUCUUUUGUCAGACCUCAUAAUUUUAUAAUUUAUUUUAAAUCGUAAUUUUUGUUCUAUAUGUUUAACCAAGCAAAAUCAACAUGUUUUCAAGAACCCUUUUGGAUACAUUUUUGGGUAUCUCUGCUCUAAAAUAUCUGCCUUUUGUUAAGUUGAUGCUUUCUGAUGUUAUCAAGGACAGAUGUGCUUGUUUUCUAAUGAAAGGGAGUGUAUAGUGACCAGGUGAAUUUCUUUCUUAGUUAAUUUACGUUUCAAACUUAUGUAUUAAUAUAUUAUCAGUAGCUUUGUAGCAAACACUAAAAAGGGAAUACUCUUAGGGUGUGUUCACACUUGGCAGGUUUGGUUCAGUUAAAACAAAAUCUGGUGUGAUUGUUCUGUUAGUGCGGUUCAUUUGAAUUUGAGUAAGUCUGAACUGCCAUUCAAACAAUUGGACCGAGACCCCCUGAAAAGUGAACUUCCAAACGAACUCUGGUGUGGUUCGACUUAAAUAUGAACGCAACACGGACCAUAGGCAUCCAAACAAUCCAAAAUCAGGACGUGAUGCCAUAGGAUGCAACCCUAACAAGGACAGAAUGCUCAAGCACACCUGGUUUUUCUAGUCAUAUUCAUGAUGAUGCCUACAUUACAUUUCGGUACAGGCAUCAUAACCGCUCUUUCUUGCAGCGGAUCUUAGUUUGUGUUUGUCACAAAGAAAUUACUGCUGAUUUGACUCCUUUAUACAUUUUCUAAGCUUUUCAUGAGUUCUCAACUGGUAAUAAUACCAUUGUAUGUAUGUACGCACAUAUAAUGAGCGCACUUAGCACAGCACACAGCAUUGUUUUGGAUUUUCGUCAAGUUCCGUCACAAAAUAUGUCAUAAAAGCCGUUUUUUUUUUUAAGUUUCUUUUUUUCUUUAGGUUUGGUCUUAAAGGUGCCAUCGAAUGUUUUUUUUACAGAUGUAAUAUAAGUCUAAGGUGUCCCCUGAAUGUGUCUGUGACGUUUCAGCUCAA